Molecule: messenger RNA, 509 nt
Organism: Merops nubicus (carmine bee-eater)
Lineage: Eukaryota; Metazoa; Chordata; Aves; Coraciiformes; Meropidae
Product: cytochrome P450 2K4-like
Exons: 3
Biological process (GO): arachidonate metabolic process; xenobiotic metabolic process
Cellular component (GO): intracellular membrane-bounded organelle; cytoplasm
Molecular function (GO): iron ion binding; oxidoreductase activity, acting on paired donors, with incorporation or reduction of molecular oxygen, reduced flavin or flavoprotein as one donor, and incorporation of one atom of oxygen; heme binding
Source: RefSeq, a predicted model, not a curated record
AAAAGGUUCAAAGAGAGCUAGAUGGUGUCCUGGAACCCUCCCAUCUCAUCAGCUACGACGACCGUAAGAAACUGCCGUACACAAGUGCUGUGCUUCACGAGGCUCUGCGGUACAGCAACGUGACUGCCGUCGGGGUGCCUCGGCAGUGUGUGAGGAACACAACCCUGCUGGGUUUUCACAUUCAGAAGGGCACACUUGUGUUGCCAAAUCUACACUCUGUUGUGUAUGACUCUGAGCACUGGGCAACCCCUUGGGAGUUCAACCCAGAUCAUUUCCUUGAUUCGGAUGGCAACUUUGUGAACAAAGAGGCAUUCUUGCCUUUCUCAGCAGGGCAUCGUGUAUGUCUGGGGGAACAGAUGGCACGAGUUGAACUGUUCAUCUUCUUUACCAGCCUCCUUCGAGCAUUCACAUUCCAGCUCCCUGAGGGAGUGAAGGAAAUCAAUCUGGAGUACAUUUUGGGUGCAAUACUGCAGCCACAUCCAUAUCAACUCUGUGCUAUCCCACGCUAG